UGGGAUGGUCGGAUGGCAUGGUGUGAUGCAUGGUGGCAUGAAUGGCACGCCUUGGUGACAGUGGUGACAGUGGUGAGAGUGGUGACAGUGGUGAGAGUGGUGACAGUGGUGACAGUGGUGACAGUGGUGACAGUGGUGACAGUGGUGAGAGUGGUGACAGUGGUGACAGUGGUGACAGUGGUGACAGUGGUGACAGUGGUGACAGUGGUGACAGUGGUGACAGUGGUGACAGUGGUGACAGUGGUGACAGUGGUGACAGUGGUGGCAGUGGUGACAGUGGUGACAGUGGUGACAGUGGUGGCAGUGGUGACAGUGGUGACAGUGGUGGCAGUGCUGACAGUGCUGACAGUGGUGACAGUGGUGGCGCGCCUUGGUGACACUGGUGUGUCGAUGUUCCUCAGCAUAACUGCGCGCAGGAUCGCAAACGCUAGUACCAUAUUGUGGUUAUGUGCACCAUCUAGGCCUUUGCUUUGCAGGCCCGAUUCUGCUUUGUGGUAGCCUUGUGUGGUUACGCAACAGAAGCUUGACAAUGCUAGUAUCUCGAUUUCCUUUUGGU
This is a messenger RNA of Closterium sp. NIES-67, 556 nucleotides long. The record is from the annotation of a GenBank genome assembly. Lineage: Eukaryota; Viridiplantae; Streptophyta; Zygnematophyceae; Desmidiales; Closteriaceae.